AUCAACACCAACGGACUCUCCCACCGUCCGCCCCUCCCUUCUUCCCUCUUUAGCCUAAUCGGCCUCUCUGCACUCACAGGGGAGGCCAAGCCCCCUCUAACUUGAAUCAAUGGCAGUCACAGCAGCAUCAGGAUCAAAGUGCGCCAGACAACUCGUCAUGUCAUGGUAGUCUCAUCAGUGCCCCGGCGCCAGAUUCUGAUUUUGGUCUCUUGUGCGACGUUUCUCCUUUCUUGGAUCUUCCCCUUCUCGACUUCGACUUCAACUCCCAAGGCGUUUACCAGGGAAAUGAUGCGACGUGGGAUUUUGGUCAGAAUAUGGGAGAGGGAUUGUUUGAUCAGAUUAUGAUUUCUGACAUGAACGCUCUGGAUACGAAUACUCAACUCGAUGUGGGAGAUGGCUUCCUCGCCCAGGAGCAGCCUCUCAUCACUGUUAACUCUUCACCACUCGAGCAACCCUCAACAUCAAGCACUCCCCACCCUACCACCACCAACAAAUCUCCUUCAUCAUCUAUCCCAGGAACAUCUACCUUCUCCCUCCACCCAUCCCCCUCUUCUUCAUCAGGCUCCUCUCGGAAGCGCAAAUCGUCACCGGAAGACGAAGAGUCAGCUGUCACCCUCAAACGCCAACGCAACACCCUCGCAGCUCGCAAGUACCGCCAAAAGCGACUAGAUCGCAUCUCAGAGCUCGAGGAGGCAUUGGCUGCUAUGACAAAUGAGAGGGAUGAUAUGAGACUUCAACUUGCGAGGAGGGAAGCUGAGGUGGAUGCCUUAAGAGAAAUGCUAGGGAAGAAGUGAUAGGAAAAAACAUCGGAAACAGAAUGAGAUGAGCAGGAAAGGAAACACAACACAAGAGUUCAGCAUCGUUGUUUGGAUUCGGGGCUUUGGAAAGACUUCUAGAUAUGUUACGUGUUAGCGAGGCGCAUUUCUAAUUAUAAUGUUUUUUUUUUUGUUCAA
This is a messenger RNA of Fusarium oxysporum Fo47, 953 nucleotides long. Its product is annotated as bZIP transcription factor. The record is from RefSeq and is a predicted model, not a curated record. Gene Ontology annotation, molecular function: RNA polymerase II cis-regulatory region sequence-specific DNA binding; DNA-binding transcription factor activity, RNA polymerase II-specific. The coding region runs from base 315 to 794 and encodes 159 amino acids. Gene Ontology annotation, biological process: regulation of transcription by RNA polymerase II; DNA-templated transcription. NCBI's taxonomy places the organism in Eukaryota, Fungi, Ascomycota, Sordariomycetes, Hypocreales, Nectriaceae. The transcript has a single exon.